UGCCCAGGAUUUGUUCGUCAGAAACCCCACUAUUUCUGACUCCCAGCAGUCAUGGCUGCGCCGCUGUACAAUGUGGCGUCAAUCAAGCUGUUCAAGUCCUGCUACCAGGGACCUGGCUGUAUCGAGCUGUUCAGCGCAAGAGGAAACAACCCAGUAAAAUACUGGAAGCUAAGUGGCGCCCCCUCUGGCAUACGCAGAGAAUACAGUAAAAACCUCAGGGGACUUGUCUACUGCCUGGACGCUGGCAGCCGGACUGUGAAGAUGCGAAUGCCGGCGGAUGAAACAAUGUCACUCAGUAUCAAUCAGCGAUUCCUGGUGUUUCAAGUCAAGGUUCCUGAUAAAAAGUAUUUUUGCCUUGAGAUUGGGGUAACGGACUCCGAUAACAUUCAGAGAAGACUUUACUUCUCGACAAUGAGGAGGCAGUUCUGCGCGUCAUCCCUUCUGAAUGCAAAAAUCCCUUUCAUUGGACUUCAGCCUGAUGUUUGGUCAACACUGUUCAUCGACCUCUAUUCGUUCGGCAGCGUGUUCACGACCAAAGCCAGCUUGACACUGAAUGACGUCACUGUACAUGCUAACUGCGAAAUUCGCAGAAUCUUUACCAUGGAGCCACAGAUAGAGACUUCGAAAAUUGGUAUGUUUCUUGAUGAGAAGGCUCUGACCGAAAUGGUGCCGCGGAGUUGUGUCUUCCCGGGACACGUGACUAAUGUGGCUCAGAUUUUGGACCUUCAGAGUUUCAGGAAAGAAACGAUACUAGAAAAAGAACCAGAGAAAGCUGUUUCUUAACUCUGACAAAAGAGUUUGGUCAGGCAUCAGGCCCGGAUUGUGUUACUGGAUUUGGAUAAAGUUUCUCCAUCUGAAACAGCACGUCUGGAUACGCCAGUCAAGAUUUGGUCUGAAGAAAAAAUGAAACCUCAGAGUUGUCGCUGAGGCAGACAACUUGAGAGACAGGUGAUGUGGGUUGUAGGUUUACUGGGUCAAAUCCCAUUUUUGGAAAAGCAACCAAAAUUGCUGUUGGACUGCUCCGCGGAAGCUCACAAGAGGAAAACUGGGACAACUCAGAUGUCAGAUGUUAAAAUGAAGGCACCAAAAAUAACAGCAGAAACAUGUCUUUCUGUGUGCCGAUGGGUGGGGUUGUGCCAAAAAUAACAAAAAAAAAAGUACAAAGGAACGUCUUGAAAAUAUUCCAAAAUAUUCAAUAGAUGAAAUAUAUUUCUUGAUACAUAUAUUUUAUUUACAGUUUAAUCUUAGCCCAAUAAUUCAGUCCCUGCCUUGUUAAAAUCCUGUUCAUUGGGAAUUACCUUUUACAGAGAGGGCCAUUGUGUGUUGUUCUACAGUCCAACAUCUCACUUGAAAUUUGAUGUUUUUA
This is a messenger RNA of Synchiropus splendidus (mandarinfish), 1366 nucleotides long. RefSeq names its product protein CFAP20DC-like. Lineage: Eukaryota; Metazoa; Chordata; Actinopteri; Syngnathiformes; Callionymidae. The coding region runs from base 52 to 783 and encodes 243 amino acids. The transcript has 7 exons. The record is from RefSeq and is a predicted model, not a curated record.